AUGGAGACGCAGAUCAGUAUUCCCGAGACACUGGGGUGCAUAGAACUCGGUGUUAUACUCUCUGCGAUGAUAUAUGGAGUCAUGUGCGUGCAAAGCUACAACUAUCACCAACAUGGAUUCAAGGACAAACUGUACAUCCACCUCCUGGUCCGUGCAUCUCUCAUAUUAUCAACUACUCACAUGGUUUUCAUCAUCAUCUCUCUCUAUACAACUACGGUGAAUCGUUUCGGGAAUCCCGAAGCUAUAUUGGAAGCUACUUGGUCCAUCAGUUUUUCGGUAUUUCUUGCCAUGCUAGUGAACUGUCCUGUUCAGAGUUUCUUGGCUUACAAAAUACGCAAUAUGUCCCACAGCUGGGCGCUUACCAUCUUUUCUUGGGUUGGUUCACUAUUUCGUCUCACAACUGGUCUGGCCCUCAGUAUACUGGCUAUUCGAGUUGGCCGUAUCGACCUGUUUGAGAAGAAAUACCAGUGGCUUAUGGUGUGUAACCUUGUGAUGGGUGCUUCGGUGGAUAUCUGGAAUGCGGGAUGGUUGUGUUUCUAUCUAUAUUGGGAACGGCCAAAGUUUUCUGCGUGA
Messenger RNA from Stereum hirsutum FP-91666 SS1, 573 nucleotides. RefSeq lists its product as uncharacterized. The record is from RefSeq and is a predicted model, not a curated record. The transcript has 3 exons. Bases 1 to 573 code for a protein of 190 amino acids. NCBI's taxonomy places the organism in Eukaryota, Fungi, Basidiomycota, Agaricomycetes, Russulales, Stereaceae.